Messenger RNA from Thamnophis elegans (Western terrestrial garter snake), 3228 nucleotides. RefSeq names its product F-box DNA helicase 1 (gene FBH1). The record is from RefSeq and is a predicted model, not a curated record. Gene Ontology annotation, molecular function: DNA binding; hydrolase activity; ATP binding. Gene Ontology annotation, cellular component: nucleus. NCBI's taxonomy places the organism in Eukaryota, Metazoa, Chordata, Lepidosauria, Squamata, Natricidae. The transcript has 21 exons. Gene Ontology annotation, biological process: double-strand break repair via homologous recombination; replication fork processing. Bases 100 to 3162 code for a protein of 1020 amino acids.
CGGGGUUUUGGUUUGGCCGAAGCGUCCGCAGGUUAGGGUGCGCUCGCUGGGAGCAAGUUGCGGUGCGCGCGCAAUGUUUGCAAAGUGGGCGGAAGUCAAAUGAGGUCUUUCAAGAAAAUCCGCCUGACCGCCAGCGAUUGUGAAGUCCUUCGUCAGAGCCCAGAAGGCACAGCCGCCCUGACGCAGCCCCUCAACCAGAGGCCCGGCAGCCAAGAUUCCCGUAGGCGCCUUGGCCCAACUCCUCGGAGGAGGAGGAGGCAGCCUUCCAAAGGCCACCAAAGGACCAUCACAGAUUACUUCAAGAGCAGAUCGCACGCCCCGCCAUGCUCCAGCAACAUGGCGGAGAGCCACAAAGCCAUAGUUGAGGAACCUCCGGAGAACUUCGCUUGUGACUGGCCGUCCGACUCGGACGACUCUUGCAGUCUUCUUGACGAGGCAACGGACACGUUGGCGCCCCCCAAGAAGCUAUUGCGUUUCUCCCACGGAUCUGGCGACUCCGACAGAAACGCUGGGCGGGAGGUCCGAGGUCACGAACCGUGGUUGGUGAGGCUUCCUGGGGAAAGCCCAGGCGAUGGAACGGUCAAGCAGGAAGCUCGCGACGCCGAGGUGGAUCCUCUUCCUGAUGCCCACUUUGGGCUCUUCGGAACCACAUCCGGGGAUGACGUACCUCAGGGAACGAUGGAGAAGUUGCCGGAUGAACUCCUCCAGGAGAUCUUCGCCCUGGUGCCUCUGGUGGACCUCCUCCAAAACCUCUGCCUGGUGUGUCGACGUUGGAAGUGCAUCAUCUCGGACGUGAAGUUCAUUCCUUGGAAGAAAAUUUACUAUCAGUAUUUGAAGGGAGUGGACCACGCCUCACUCACCCUUCGAGUCAUUCUGCAACGGUACGGCCUAACCAAGAAGCAUCCCCAGUGCAUGCUGGGAUUUAUCCGGUGCGCGGCUGCGAUUCGGAGCUGCCGCUGUAAGGAUCCCGCCGCUGUCCUUGCGUGUCUGAAGCGCCACUCGCUCUUUCUCAAGGCGGAAGUCUGCAUCGCCAAGAAUCUUCCGGAUUUGGACGGCCGCAAAGAGAAACCGGCCUAUGUUCGGGCACUGAUGGCGGCCAUGGUGCUCCUUGCCGGAGGUGUUGGCGAUGUCCAGGAGAUGGUGGCCUGUCUCCAAAGACCCAGCUCCACCAUGUCGCUGACGGAUAUCCUUGAGAUGUUGUAUUCCACAGCCACCUUACUCUACGCCAUGCGAGACAACGAGGUCCACAUCAGUAACAGGCUUCACUACAAUGUUUUUUAUUGCCUGUAUCACCUGGAAAAUUUUCCCUGCGGCCCGGCUGUUGAACACCAUCCCACGUUAGGUCUCAGGCCUGUUUUACAACUUACUAGUGAACAGCAACAGAUCUUAAACCACGCCCUUGCACCUGGAGAGGUGGUAAAAAUUGUGGCUUUUGCAGGCACUGGCAAAACCUCCACACUGCUCCAAUACACUCGGAAGUGGGACAAGCUGAAUUUUUUGUACUUGGCUUUCAACAGCACCAUCGCGAAACAGGCGGAGGUGGUUUUCCCCGGUAACGUCACCUGUAAAACCAUCCACUCCUUGGCCUUUGCAGAAGUCGGGAAGCAUUACAAACAUAAGCUUAACCUGGGCUCACUGACCUCCUACCUGGUCAGUUUUGUCCUCUCCAAUCGCAAGGGCCAAUCUCCGUUCAUCAGAGCCAAGACGGUCGUUCAGACACUCGCGGCCUUCUUCGCUUCGGCGGACGCGGCCAUCACUGUGGAGCACACGCCCAUUUGGUGCAAGAACAACCAAGGGAUAAAUGUUCUGGUGGAGGAACGCGAAAAGCACAUCAUUGUUGAAGAAGCGAAACAAAUAUGGGCCAAGAUGAAAAUGCGGAGCCCGACCACGGACAUGGCACACAGAAUGACGCACGACGGCUACUUGAAACUUUGGCAACUCCAGAAACCUUCUCUUUCCAACUACGACGCUAUCUUGGUGGAUGAGGCCCAAGACUGCACGCCCGCGGUUAUGGACAUUGUCCUCUCACAAACGUGUGGGGUGAUCUUGGUUGGAGAUCCACACCAGCAGAUCUACACUUUCCGGGGUGCUGUCAAUUCACUUUUGCAUGUACCCCACAGUCGCAUCUUCUACCUGACGCAGAGUUUUCGCUUCGGCUCCGAAAUCGCUUACGUUGGCGCGACUCUCCUGGAUAUCUGCAAGAAAGUGCGGAAAAAAACACUGGUGGGAAACACCCAGGAAAGUGAUGUCCGAGGGGUCGGCGUGGAGGGGAAGGAGGCCUGCUUAUCCCGGAACAACCAAACCGUCUUUGAGGAUGCUGUGAACCGCACAGGUGGAGACUCACCUGCUAAGAUACACUUGCUGGGGGGUCUUAAAGCCUUUGGCCUUGAGAAAAUUUCUGACCUCUGGAAGCUGCUUCAUCCUGAACUGAAACUUGAGAUAAAGGAUCCCUUCAUCAAGAGGUGGGUUGAGAAGGGCCUGGCCAGCAUCAAGGACUACGCCGCAAAAGCAGAAGACAAACAACUGGAAAUGAAAAUUGCGAUUGUGGAGAAAUACCGGGAACGCAUUCCGGAGCUGUUGGACAGGAUAUCCCGGUGCCACGUCCCGCGUCCAGAAAAUGCAGAUUGCAUCCUAGGGACUGUGCACAAGGCCAAAGGGCUGGAAUUCGACACCGUCAGAAUUGCUGGUGACUUUGUCAACAUCCCAUUUACAUCGCCCUAUCCUGGAAUGGGUCCUCGGAACCCAUUUACCAUCCCGGAGGACGAAUGGAAUUUGUUGUACGUGGCUGUCACUCGAGCCAAGAAGCGUCUCAUCAUGUCCAGAAAUCUUGCCGAUAUCCUAAAAAUCUCCAAGGAAUACUACACCCGCUUUGAAUUAACCGAGGAAGUGGGCAAGAAGAUGUCGCUUUGGUGUUCGGAGCAGUACUGUUGCAACUCCAUCCCAGCGGAUUCUCCGCUAAUCCCCCAAAGGAUCAAUUUUGUUUACGCGGACGGCACCAAAACCCCCGAAGGGUUGCUUUGUCCUUCUUGUGCAGUGUGGAAACUUGGACCCAUUGCACAGCUCACAAGGCCCACAUGGCCCACAAGGGAGCAGGACACAGCCAGUCCCCCAGAAGACAUUGAGGUCCCCUCUGUAGUUGGCAUCCUCCUCCAAGUCUUUUGAGGAAGGAAAGGAGGAGGAAAAAGAGAAGGAAGGAAGGAAGGAAGGAAAAAAAGAAAGAAAAAAAGA